Aspergillus caelatus is the source of this 2082-nucleotide messenger RNA. RefSeq names its product putative mitochondrial dicarboxylate carrier protein. Bases 465 to 1409 code for a protein of 314 amino acids. The transcript has 4 exons. Gene Ontology annotation, molecular function: oxoglutarate:malate antiporter activity. Gene Ontology annotation, biological process: transmembrane transport. The record is from RefSeq and is a predicted model, not a curated record. NCBI's taxonomy places the organism in Eukaryota, Fungi, Ascomycota, Eurotiomycetes, Eurotiales, Aspergillaceae.
AGCUUCGUUUCGUUCUCUAAUGUAUCGCCAUUCGCCUUGACCGUGCCUGGUUCGGAAAUAAGGUCGGUUCCUAAUUCAUGCUUUCCUCGUUAACUUUUUUACCAAAAAAAACUUAUAACCCGAGAAUAUCCUCUAGCACUGAACCAAAUUUCUUGACUGUACAUAACUCACUCUACUGUUUCCUUCUAUUUCAGUCGAUCUCUUUUCUUUCCCCUCACUUACCUCCCUGCUUUUUCUCGUCCACGUCGGAUUCUAUUUUCGGAUCUGUUUCUAUUCCUCCUCUUCCCCUCCUUUCGUGUCUCUCGUGUAGUAUCCCGCUAUAUACUACCGUAUCCUUCGCUGUGAAUGAUCGCACGUGCUCUGCUCUCAUUACUCUUAUCAUCAUCUGCUUAAAUUCCCACCAGGUAUCACAACGGUGUGCUGACCUUCCAGGCUUAUUGUAAUUCCUCUUUGCGAUCAGCAAAAUGGCUUCUCCAACUACCAAAGAAUCUCAGGCCGCGAUGGACUUUCUACACCACCCCUACACCCGCACGGCCCUUCCUUUCAUUAAUGGUGGCCUAGCGGGCAUGACAGCGACCACCGUCAUCCAGCCAAUUGACAUGAUCAAGGUGCGCCUUCAGUUGGCAGGGGAGGGUGUACGAACCGGCCCUCGCCCGACCGCGUUCGGCGUUGCCCGCGAUAUCAUUGCCGGUGGAAAGAUCCUUGAUCUCUAUACUGGUCUGUCGGCAGGCUUACUCCGCCAGGCUGUCUACACUACUGCCCGUCUGGGUUUCUUCGAUACUUUUAGCAAAACGCUCAAUAAACGCGCCGAAGCCGCAAAUAGAAAGGUCACUUUCGCGGAGCGCGCCGGUGCGGGUCUCACCGCUGGUGGAAUUGCUGCUAUGAUUGGUAAUCCGGCCGAUUUAGCCCUUGUGCGCAUGCAGUCCGACGGCUUGAAGCCCCCAGAGGCGCGAGCAAACUACCGUUCGGUGGUGGAUGCACUCUUCCGCAUCUCCAAGAAUGAGGGCAUCCCAGCCUUGUGGGCCGGAGCUUUACCGACCGUUGUGCGGGCCAUGGCUCUCAAUGUCGGUCAGUUGACCUUCUUUGCUGAAUCUAAGGCUCAGUUGAAGGCCCAUACGUCCUUGUCGGCUCAAAACCAGACUUUUGCUGCUUCCGCGAUCGCUGGUUUCUUUGCCAGCUUCCUUUCUUUACCCUUCGACUUCAUCAAGACUCGUCUGCAGAAGCAGCAGAAAAAUCCUAAGACCGGCCAGGUGCCGUACAAGGGUGUUCUGGAUUGCGCUCGCAAAGUUGCCAAGGAUGAGGGUUGGUUGAGGUUUUACCGCGGAUUCGGGACGUACUAUGUGCGGAUCGCACCCCAUGCGAUGGUCACGCUUAUCGUGGCGGAUUAUCUCAACCUCAUUACCAAGUAAACGAGUCAACAUUCAUUAAUUGGACGACAGUUCAAGAGUCGCUUGGUGUAGAGAAAGAAACGUGUUGAGUUUCGCUCGAAUGUGUCGACUUCCAAUGAUUGAAUCACCGAUCUUCUUGCGCUAUCGGACCCAAGGACGUUUGCUUCCUGUUCACUCUGGGAAGUGCGACGUCCAGAAUACGAUGCGACCGCAGCAGAAUCAUCCAGUUCUAGUCGCUCUAGAGCUCUGUGUUAAUAGAAUAUCCCGCUACUUGUUGUUCAGCUGGAAGUCUUUUAGCGAGCUGUUUAUCGGAUGCGUAUCGAGAAUAUCAGCACGUUAUUAGGAACAAAGCCGUGUGUCCUAUGACGACUUUGAGGCAGAACAAUAGCCCCUUGGAAAAUACCCCUGUUAGUGCGGUCUUGAAUUGUUUUUCUUUUUUCUUCUGGCUUUUCUUCUUCUGAUGUUAGUAUUGUUUACUGCGGGCGUACUGGAGUUUACUUGGGUUUCUGUUAUCUCAUGUCAACUUUAGUGGGACAUGCGGAGAUCAUGGUUUAUGCUCCAGCUUUCAGCGGGUGUUGUAUGUACUCCAGGAAGCAGUUCCGAUUGCCAGACAUGUUUAAUCCCGGGUCAAUCAAUAAUAUCAAUUCUCAGAAGAGGUUAGUUGAAUAACAAACUAGAACAAUUUUGUUUGAAA